Molecule: messenger RNA, 1322 nt
Organism: Pleuronectes platessa (European plaice)
Lineage: Eukaryota; Metazoa; Chordata; Actinopteri; Pleuronectiformes; Pleuronectidae
Product: B-cell receptor CD22
Exons: 4
Coding region: 20-457 (145 amino acids)
Source: RefSeq, a predicted model, not a curated record
GAGUCCCUCUGGUGAGAUCAUGGAGGGCAGCUCAGUGACUCUGACCUGCAGCAGUGAUGCUAACCCAGCAGCUCACUACACCUGGUACAAGGAGGACGAGGACUCACCAACAGCAUCAGGACAAAUCUUCACCAUCACUAAUAUCAGAGCUGAACAUGGUGGAAAGUAUCAGUGUGAGGCCCAGAACACACACGGACGUAGUUACACCACCUUACAUCUGACUGUUGGAGCAGGGAAGUCAGUGAUAAUCAUGAAUAUCAUCAGGCUGACUCUGGUGGUCGUGCUGGUUCCAGUGCUGGUCUGGACUCUGUGGACGAGGAUGAAGAAAACUCUGAGCUUGAAAUCAGAAGUGAAUGAAGCUGUGGAGAUGAUAGAGUCACACAACUGUCUUGAGUAUGAGAACGUUGCUGCUGCAGCACAGACAGAAGACACAGAGGAGCAGGAAGACCUGGUGUGAAGCAUCAGGUCAGAGCCACUGGGACAAACAGAACCAAGAUGGACGACUUCAGAGAACAUCCGUACAAGCGAGUUUUACUGAAACCAUAGUGUGUAAUUAUUAAAUACAGGAAAUCUGUCCAAGCAGCAAAAUAUCUGAGUGCAAGCGCCGAGUUUGAGCACAAGCAGAGCAAAUCUAAGGACCACCUGGAGCUGUGUGAGUGCAAGCGAGGGUUUUGAGUAAAACACCACAAAAUCUGAACGUGCAAGUCCAGCCCUCAAACUAAAAGACUACGCUUUUUAAUGAAGAGGAAAACUACCGUACAUUUCCUUUCUACUCAUGGUUUCCUGUUUUCUUCUCUCCUCAGGUGCACUUUGAUUGGUUGAUGAAAGUAUUUAGGAGGGAACAGGAAGUAUCUCUCUUUCCAUCCCCUGUUGCAGCAGCAGCAGUUUGUACAGCAUGACCUUUAGAGCAAGAGUGUUGUUGUGUUGUAUCUUUUCUUUUUCUUUUCCGAUGGGUCCAGUCGUCCAGUUUCUGCAGCUUUAUUUCUGUGAGCUUUAGUUCUGAUGUUGGUUUAGGUUGAAGGAAGAUUCUCAGAUCCUACGACCCUUUGUGAGUUGGUGUGUUGGGUUUUCCUUCUUUUGUCCAUUUUGCCGGCCUGUUGUUGAAGUUGUUCUCUUUUCUGCAAAAAUUUUUUUUUAUGCUUUUACCCUCUGACCUAUGUUGGACGUCUUGGUGAUGAGCCUGUGAGGCUGUGGUAACAUCACGUGACUCAUUUCCUGUCUUAUACAUGAUAUUAAUGUGAUUAUUACAUGGAUAAUGAGUUAUUAUGUAUCGUGAUUUUAUGAUUGUUUCUUAAAUAAAUGUUUUUGGUCUUUUGUUUUCA